Molecule: messenger RNA, 3196 nt
Organism: Closterium sp. NIES-67
Lineage: Eukaryota; Viridiplantae; Streptophyta; Zygnematophyceae; Desmidiales; Closteriaceae
Source: the annotation of a GenBank genome assembly
CGGGUCCACUUGUGUCCCGUCGCAUUCCAACUGGUUCAUCCUCCUACCCACCCGCCACGCUCCCACGCACUCCACGCUCCUCCACUUCCGCUCGUUUCGCGCCGUUCUGCACCAUUCUGCUACGUCACCAGCAAGCUGCUUGCGCAGGUGUUAGUGAUUUCGGUUUGAGCCUUCUCGAAUCGAAGCUGCCAGCUCCCACACCUCUCCUCCCAUGCAUCGCGUGCGCCACUCGCGCUCGUCUCGUCUGCUGCGCCUCGUCGCCCUGCGCCAUGCCACCCCCCGCCUAGCCGCGCCGGAGCGCCAGAUCAGGCCCGCCGCGACUGGCGGAGAUUGGACGGCGCUCGCACGGGGAGAAUCUGCCGACGGGCCGGGAAAAGGUGUUUUCUGGCCGGCAGGUAGCUUCCACCGGCCGUUAGACAGAGCGUACCGAUCGGCUCACGACGGCCGCCACCAGUUCGUGAUAAGAUCCGAGCCGUUAAGUUCGAGCCGCAGCAGAGUUGGGGUCAGAUCCGAGCCGUUAAGUUCGAGCCGCAGCAGAGUUGGGGUCAGAUCCGAGCCGUCGAUCUCUUCCAGGACUGCAUUCGUCGAUUUUUUCAAACGAGAUGUCUCUUAUAGGGUCGCGCGAUCUGGAUCGGCAUGUUCCGCCAGCUGUCAUACAGUCAGCCGUUGUGAUCUCCACGUAGGACGUUUCGCCGACGCACAGCCGGAGAUCCGUGGCCAGGCUGUCAGACAGCCAGGCGUUGUCACGCUGCCCGCCACGUCAUCAUCACCCGCCCAUCUGUACCGCUCUGCACCGCGUCAACCUCCUCUCCCUGGGCUCUCCUUCCCGCGCCUGUCGCCGCUCGUCCUCGAGCACCCACGUCCCUUCAGCACCAAGAUCGGCGGCAAUGACGGCGGCAGUGGCGGCGGUGGUAGCGGCGGCAACGGUGGUCGGCCAAUCAGGGAUGGUGCACAGACAGGGUCAGACGCAGGAUCGGACACGGAUUCGGACUCUGGCUCGGAUUUAGGCUCGGAUUUAGGUUCGGACGACGUGUCGGUGGGCGUGCUGGAGGGGGUGGUGGAGGAGGCGCGGCGGGCGUACGGUGAGAGGCACGAGCUGGUGGCGGGACUCAGGCUGCGGCUGGCGCAGGCGUACCUGGCGCAGGGCAGGGACGCGGGGGAGGUGCUACCUGUGGUGGAAAAGGCGUGGGAGGUGUUCAACGAUGUUGCCAUCGAGGGGGACCCAGUGCGAGCCAUGUGCCUUCAUCUCAUGGCCGCAUGCCAUGCAAGGCUCGGCGACCCAGAGGAGUGCCUCUCGCUCCUUGUACAGUGUGAGGCGGCGUUGGAAGCAGCCAAGAAGCUUCAGAGCCUUGCACGGGAGCAAGAACGGACUGGAAGGGCACAGGAGAUGGGGCCAGGGGGAGGGGCGAGUGGAGGUUUGGAGAGUGGAGGAUUGGAGAGUGGAAGAAAAGAGAAUGGGAGAAAAGAGGGUGUUGAUGGGGGAGAGGAGGAGGAAGCAGCAGCAAUAGCGGCACAAGGGGCGGCAGAUGCGAUUCAUAUGGUGGGGUUUGCCAUGCACAUGCUCAGAGCUGACGUCAGCAGUGCCACGGGGGACAUGGAAUCUGCAAUGAGGGCAUACAGGACCGCUCUACAGCUGCAGGAGGAGGCACUGGGUGCAGACGACCCACGAGUAGCAGACGCAUUGCAGCACGUGGGGGAGGAGUGUGCGCGGCACAUGCAGCUAGACGACGCCCAUGACAUGGCGACAAGAGCCCUGCAGCUGCAUGAGGCGCACAGGAGGAAGGUGGAGGAGAGGAUGGGAGGGGAGGAGGGGAGUGGGGGGGAGGGGAGAGGUGGGGAGGGGAGAGGUGGGGGAGGGGAGAGUGGGGAGAGAGGAGGGAUGGAAGGGGAGGAGUUAAGGGAGAGAGUGAGGGAGGAGUUGGAGGGGAGGGGGAGGGAGGAGGUGAGGAGGGAAUAUGAGGAGGCUGUUAUGAAGGAGGUGGCAGACCACCGACUCCUAGCAGCAGUGUAUGCGGGUCGGGGCGACGCCUCUCCGGCCGUCCACCACCUGUCAGCAGCAGCCGCCCUUCUCUCUUCCCUCCUCUCCUCCCCCUCCCCUCCGCCCUCCCUCUCCCCCCUGGACCUCGCCUCUGUGCACCUCGCCACUGUCGACAUCAUCCUUCACUCGGGGCUCCUGCAAGGGGGGGAGAGUGGGGAGGGAGAGGCGGAAGUUGAUAGCAAAGAGAAAAUGAACAGGGAAGAGGGAGGGGAAGGCGGAGGGGAAGCGGGGGAGAGAAGGGGAGAGGAAGGAAGGGGAGAGGAAGGAGGGGGGGAGGAGGCGGUGGACAUGGCGGUGUUGGCGCUGGAGGCGUUGAGGGAGAGCGCUGCGGUGCAGGAGGGGGAGCUUGGGAAGGAACACCCUGCCGUGGCGAGGACGCAUGCGCUGGCUGCUGACGUGUACUGGCAGAUAGGGCAGGCGGAGGAAGCUGAGGCAGUGAGCAAGAGGGCGAUGAAGGUGCUAGCAGCCAUGCCAGCAGUUCAUCAGCGGAGCGAUGAGGCGGCAGCAGCUCUCUCCCACGUGGCACUGCACCUAAAGCGCACUGGGCGGAGUGAAAUGGCCGUGGCUCCUUUGCAGAGGGCGCUGAGCAUCAGAAAGGAGCAUCCCGACCACCUGCUGCAGGCCGUGGGCACGGCAACGGACCUCGCCUCUCUUCUCCUCUCCCUCAAGCGCCCGAACGAAGCCCUCCCUAUCCUCCUCUCCGCCCUGCCCUCCCUCCGUUCCUUCCUCGGCCCCUCCCACGUGGCCUCCCUCCCCCUCCUCUCCCUCCUCUCCGCUGCCCACUCCUCUCUGGACCAAUGGGGGGAUGCCGCUGGGGUGGUGGGGGAGAUGUGGGAGGUGGUGCGGGGGGAGGGGAUGGAGGCGGUGAUGGCGGAUGCCAUGAGGGGCGAUGAGGCAGCCAUUGGCAUGUGGAUUCCCCUGGCUGACGCUCUUGGCAGUGAGGAAAGGUUCCGCCUGUUGCAUCAGGCAGUGGAGCAACAGGCAGUGGAGCAACAUGCAGUGGAUCAAGCGGCUAAAGGCGAGGAGGCAGGGGGGGAGGCAGCGGCGAGGGCUCGGUGGCUGGAGGUGCUGAGGGAGAUGGCAAUUAUCAAUAGCGGCUGAUUCUCCACUUGAAGAAUACUGUAUGCUAUGCAGUCCUACUAAAAAAAUCACAGUGAA